Bipolaris sorokiniana ND90Pr is the source of this 505-nucleotide messenger RNA. RefSeq lists its product as uncharacterized. NCBI's taxonomy places the organism in Eukaryota, Fungi, Ascomycota, Dothideomycetes, Pleosporales, Pleosporaceae. The record is from RefSeq and is a predicted model, not a curated record. Bases 1 to 462 code for a protein of 153 amino acids. The transcript has 2 exons.
AUGCCGUUUUGCGAUUGCAACCAUGCAGUAAAUUUUCCAGCCCGUAUGAGUACAGGCAUGGAGAUUGGAGAGAAGCGGGAAAACGCAAGUUGGCAAAAGGACCUUCUGAAUACGGUGAGCAAGACCGCGGAAAAAGACCUCGCAAAUGUCAUCACUAACAAAGGCAUGUACGGGCGUGAGGGUCAGCCUGCUGCACGUAAUAACAACAAUAUGAAUUACGGUCCCGACGAGGUGUCGAACCAGUCAGUGCGUCGUGACUCGGUCAUUGAGCAAGUUGAACCAGAGGGCCUGGUCGUGGAGAACUUGGAUCAUCCCAGUGCAGCGCGUCGUCCGAAUAUCGGGUCAGACGAUAAUACGCGCAUCUUCAAUCUCAGCGAGGCGUCGAGACGGCGGCCGUUGAGCACGAGGGAGCAGAGUCUGUUUGGGCCGAAGCAAAAUCCGGGAAACAAUGUUAUCAACUAGCGAGGAUUGUGCCUUUGGAAAGCGAGGAAGAUUUCUCUUCUCU